AUGGGCUAUUCGCUCAGGGCUUUGCUGGCUCUUGCAGCGGCGGUUGCAUUCACAGACUCGUCUGUGACUCCUACCGGAACCGGUCAGGUCAACAACCAUCGACAAUGGAAGCGUGGCAAUCGCCUCGACCCAGAUGCCAUUAUUCCGCUUCGGAUUGGCUUGGUGCAAAGCAACGUCCAUCUUGGCUAUGAGAAGCUGAUGGAAGUCUCUGAUCCAUCAUCUGAAAGCUUUGGCAAACAUCUCAGUGAGGACGAGGUUCACGAUCUGUUUGCUCCAGCACGUGAGACUUUUGAUGCUGUUCAUUCCUGGCUGGUUGAGUCCGGUGUCAACGCAACAGACAUCCGUCAAUAUGUCAAUAAAGGAUGGCUCGCUAUUGAUCUUCCGGUGUCCCACGUCGAAGAUUUAUUCCUAACACAGUAUCACGAGCAUGAACGGGAGGGAGUGCUUAAGGUUGGAUGUGAUCAAUAUCACGUCCCUAAGCACCUCGCAAAGCACAUCGACUAUAUUGUUCCUGGUGUCAAGUUAUCGCCACCAAUGGUGAAACGUUCCUUGGAAAGACGGAGCGGCACGAACCACCGAAAGGCCGAUCUGCAGGACUGCGCUCGAAACUUUACUGCUAUUUGUUACCGUGCGCUGUACCAGAUCCCAGCAACCAGCAUUCCGGUUCCUGGCCACGAGCCCGCAGUUUAUGAGUCUGGAGAUACAUUCUCUCAGGAGGAUAUUGACUCAUAUUUCCACAAGUAUGCCCCUUACAUUCCCAAGGGCACGCAUCCCAAAAUCUUGUCAAUCGACGGCGGCCAAGCACCCGUGGCCCCUGAUUCCGAAUUCAAUACCGGAGAGUCCGACAUUGAUAUCGACAUUAUUCAGACUCUGAUCUGGCCGCAGUCCAUGGUCUUGUAUCAAGUGGAUGACCCAUUUGGCAUCACCGGAGACAGCCCAGGAGUUGAUCCUUCUUAUCCCGAUAACCGACCUGGUGGCUACAAGGGCCAGCGUCUAUGUGGUGCCUACAAGCCAAACAAGGUCAUUUCCAUCUCGUAUGGAGAGGGAGAGAUUGACGUGCCCAAGAACUACUUCCUCCGACAGUGCAACGAGUGGCUCAAAUUGGGUCUCCAGGGAACUACGGUUCUAGUCUCUUCUGGAGAUUACGGCGCUGCCAUGCCGCCGCAUGAGGAUUCGGCAAGUGGUUGCUUGUCUGGAUCAGGUCAGAAUCAGACCAUCUACAACCCUGGAAACCCUGUUUCGUGCCCAUACCUCACCGCUGUUGGGGCCAUGCAGACCAACCUUGGUCCCGGAGCCGAACUGUUUGCCUCUGGAGGUGGCUUCUCAAAUUACUUCCCUGUGCCGGAUUAUCAGAAGGCAGCAGUCAAAAGUUACUUUGCCAAGCAUGAUCCAGGCCACCCUUACUACAUCGCAAACAGUGAUGCAAGCAACAUCGGCGAGCAUGGAGGAAUCUACAACCGUGCUGGCAGAGGUAUCCCUGAUAUUUCAGCCAAUGGAGCUCAUUUCCGCGCAUUCAACAACCAGACCGACGGUCACUGGUUCGGAACAAGUCUGGCAGCGCCUCUUUGGGCCUCUGUCAUCACCCUUAUUAACCAAGAGCGCGCCAAAAUUGGCAAAGGCUCUGUUGGAUUCAUUAAUCCAGUUCUGUAUGCCAACACCGAUGCCCUCACUGACAUCAAGCAAGGGUCGAACCCGAAUUGCGGAACCAGUGGUUUCACAGCUGUAGAAGGCUGGGAUCCCGUUACUGGAUUGGGUACUCCCAAGUAUCCGAACCUAUUGAAGCUCUGGUUGAAGCUUCCAUGA
Trichoderma breve is the source of this 1803-nucleotide messenger RNA. RefSeq names its product pro-kumamolisin, activation domain-containing protein. Gene Ontology annotation, biological process: proteolysis. The transcript has 5 exons. Lineage: Eukaryota; Fungi; Ascomycota; Sordariomycetes; Hypocreales; Hypocreaceae. The record is from RefSeq and is a predicted model, not a curated record. Bases 1 to 1803 code for a protein of 600 amino acids. Gene Ontology annotation, molecular function: serine-type endopeptidase activity; tripeptidyl-peptidase activity.